AUGACCAUCGCCGUCGCCAUCGUCGCCCUCGCGGUGGUUUCGCCUCUUCCCUUCCUGCCAGGAACCCAUGCGGCCAAGGGACGAGCAUCGAGUGGGGUGGAUGCGCCACUCUCACCCUCCACUGCCUCCCUGCUUUGCGAGUACCACCACCCAUCUCGUGCCCCCCUCCCGCUUCCCUCCCACUGCACUGCACUAGGGUCGGUCCUGCAGGUGCUGAAGCGGGAGUGGGGCGGGUUCGACGGCAGUGCGACGUGGUCCUCUGGCGCCAACUGUGAAAACGGGGGCAUGGCUGGGAUUGCCUGCACUGGCUUUGGCGACAUCAUCGCCAUGGACCUGACCUCCAAGGGUCUCAGGGGCAGCAUACCCACCAGCAUCGGCACCCUCCCUGAGCUGCAAUUCCUGAUCCUGGCAGGGAAUCAGCUUACAGGGCCCCUCCCGCCAAAUUUUGUCAACCCGGCUGUUCUGAAUCAGCUGGACCUCGGAGACAACCAACUCAGUGGCUCCAUACCUGCAAACUUCAGUAGGCUUGGAGGGCUGAUGGAACUGCGUCUGAACAACAACCAGCUCUCAGGAUCUAUAUCAGAGGACAAUAUGCCAGCCUGGGCCAGCCUUAGAGUCCUUCUACUCAACAACAACCAGUUCUCGGGCUCUAUACCUGCCAAAAUAAACAUGUUGCUAGGCCUUACAGAACUAGACUUGAGUAGCAACCAGCUGACGGGAACCAUGCCUGCUGACAUCAGCGUCUUGACAAAUCUUGAAUAUCUGAACGUGGGCAGCAACCUCAUGACAAACAACAUACCUGCACUCAGCACACUCACCAACCUCUACUACCUAGACCUCUCCAGGAACAAGUUCUCAUUUCUUUUUCCCACGGAACUAGCAUCGCUGAGGAAAUUGCAAUACUUGUACUUUAACGACAACGACAUUAUGGGAUCUGUUUCCCCUAUGCUGGUUCUGUUGUCAAACCUCCUGGAGUUGUCCAUCGCCAACACGCGUGUGUCAGGCAAUGUGAACGAUUUUCUAGCCACCUUCACCACCGUCACUGCUCUAGACAUCUCGAAGGCCUCUUUUUCCGGGGGCCUUUCAGCAGGAAUAAGUGAUCUCUCCCGAUUGCAAGUGCUUCGCAUGGGAGGAGUUGAACUCAACAGCGUGCUCCCCCCAGAGAUUACUGCCCUCAAUAGCCUCUCCCUGCUGGACCUUAGCAACACUCAAACCAAGGGACCACUGCCAGAUCCUCUUAGCCCCUUGGGUAACCUCCGCCACCUCAACCUGAGUGGCAAUAGUAUCGGAGGUUUCGUUGACCCAAUCUCCAACCUCAUAACCCUCACCUACCUUGGCCUGUCAGACACUAGUUUCUCCACCACCCCUUCCAAUGAUUUCUCCAGGCUCAGGAACCUGGAGGCACUUGACCUCAGCAACAACUUUUUUUUCUCCUCCAUCCCCCAGUUCCUCUUCGACCUGCCGCUGCUCAAGUCCCUGAAGUUGGACAACGGUGCCUUUAUUGGUUCCAUUCCUGUACCAAAAGACCUCAACACCGCGUUCUCGCACCUCGACUUGUCCGGGAAUGCUCUCUCAGGGUCUCUUCCUGAUGGAAUUUCCAAUGUUGCUGGUGCAGUCACCAUUGAUAUGUCAGGCAACGGUAUCGAUGGCUCAGUUCCUGCUUCCUUCACCAGGCUAAGAAAACUGCAAAAUCUAGUGCUCGCGUCCAACCAGCUCUCUGGCGACAUCGUUCCCAUUGUCAGCCAACUCACGGACCUCAGGAAACUGGAUCUGAGCUCCAACCAGUUAUCAGGGCCACUGCCCUCCGACCUUAGUCGUGCCACUGCCCUCUCUCACCUCGACCUCAGCAGCAACAUCUUCUCGGGAUCGCUGCCUUUGGGCUACAGCCGCCUCUCCCAGCUCUCCACCCUGGGUCUGUCGUCCAACCUUCUCUCAGGCUCCAUCCCAGAGCCGCUUAUUGCUGCGCUCACCAAUGCACCUCAGCUGGACAUGAGUCGCAACCAAUUCUCUGGAUCAAUGCCCUCCUCCCUCUCCCUCCUCACCAAACUCACCAACCUGAAUUUGAGCUUCAACCGUCUCUCGGACUCGACCAUUUCAUCUAUAAGCACCCUUACUGCACUUGAGGCGCUAUCUCUCUCCAACAAUCUUCUCACGGGUUCCGUGCCAGCAGGAGUACUUGCAAAGAUCGCCAACCUGCAGAAGCUAGACCUGAGUUACAACAUGCUAUCGGGAACUGUGCCUGUGGGCAUCACUGUCUUGGGUGCCAUCACCAGCAUUGACCUGAGCAACAACGACCUGUCCGGCCCACUGCCAAUGAGCAUCAGCGAGAUCACCACCCUCAAGGACCUCAAUCUGGGUGGCAACGAGUUUACCGGCUCCAUACCUUCGCAAUACUCCACUCUCAACAAUCUUGUAUCGCUCAAGCUCUGCUGCAACAAAAUCAGCGGCACUCUGCCAACGCUUCUCGGAGGGCUCUUGAAGCUGGAAACCCUUGACCUGAGCAACAACCGUCUGCAUGGAACCAUCCCCACUCAGUUCACCGGCCUUGUUCGCCUCACUCUCCUAAACCUGCGCAACAACCAGCUGACGGGCCGUAUACUGCAGCCCAUCCCAGCAACCCUCACCUCCUACAAUCUCGAUCUCAACUACUUCUCCUCAGGCUUCUCCUCCCCGCCUGACUGCGCCCAAGGCUCCAUCUCCUUCCGCUUCAAUUGCCUUGAAACCCCUGCUGACGGCUACGCCUGCCCCACGCCUGCCACGCCCUCUGCUGCGGCUGCAGCGGUGCAGCGGCCGGAAGUGCUCUGUGCUGCGUUUUGCGGCGUGAGUGCUGUCAAUCCCCCGUGCGGUGGGCAUGGCGCGUGCUUUCUGGAUGGGCCCAGCAAAGUUCCCACGUGUGACUGCGAUUCCGGGUUUGUCAUCGGGGAGUUGCCUGGAAGUUGCGUCGCUGAAGGAAGCGUGCAGAGCGACCCAAUGGACAUAGAGCCCACAGCAGCGCAAACAGCAGUCAAAGGGCAGGCGGCAGUAGCGACUGAUGGUACCAUCACACUCACAGUCUCACAGCCCAACACGUGGGGUGCAGCGUUUUUCAAGCUCCCCGUCUCGCUCUUCUCCUUUGCCCUUAAAGCCGGUGCCUGCGGCCGCCCCUUCGCCUUCACCGUCUAUUUCUCCUUCUCCAUUCUCAAACCAGCCCCUGCCAACGCAGCAGCAGAAACUGGGGAUGGUUUUGCAUUUGUGAUUGCCGCCAGUGACACUGCGACGGGCGGUAGCAGCGGCAGCAGUGACGGCAGUGGUGGGGGCGGCAGUUUGGGGUAUGCAGGCAUGGAUGAGCGCAGCAUAGCAGUGGAGUUUGAUACUACCAGUAACACCGAUGCGAACGACCCGGACAACAACCACGUAGGACUCAGUGUGAAGGGAAAAACCUCCUCCAUCGCAAUAGCCAAAGCACCCUUGACUCUCAACGACGGCACUCCAAAGCACGCCUGGAUUGUUUUCGACCCCUCUCCUUCCUCCUCUUCUUCUAGUUCCACCGCUGGUGCCAGCGCUAACACUCGCGGCACGGGGUCGCUGCAAGUGUUUCUCUCGGCCAAGGCAUCCCCCCGACCGAGCAAGGCAGUGCUGUCGGUGCAGGUGUCUCUUUGCCACUACCUCAAGCCCACCAAACAGGAGGCUUCGUUCCUCAUGGGCUUCUCUGCUUCUGCGUCUGACUCCCCGCAGCAGCACUCCAUCCUCGCUUGGACCAUCAACGCAGGCCUACCGGAGCCAACCACCCUCACAGGCCAGCAGUUUGGGUUCCGAUUCAGUGAGGCGUCAUUGUCACCAGUAGGAGCGAACCCCUUUUUCCGCUAUGCCAGUGGGGGCGUGCAGCCUUUGGAGGCGCCAGGAGGAGGAGAGGACGAGGAGGUGUGGGUUGUGAGCCAGGCGUUCUCCUGGGCUGAACUGGGACUGCCGUGGCCUGUUAAGAACCAGGGCGCCUGUGGCGACUGCUGGGCGUACGCGGUGGUGGGCAGCAUAGAAAUGGCAUACGGCAUUCUCUCCAACCUCUCCGCCGUGCCGCUCCUCUCCGUCUCCCAGCUGCGCGACGCCCUCGGCUCCUCAUGCUCGCAGGGCAACUCGCCCUCCCAGGCCUUCCAGUAUCUCAUCACCCUCAACGCCAAGAGCAAACUAGGGCUCACGGAGGAGGGCGGGGCGAAGGUGGUGGUGAGCGGGGGCGGGAGCACGAAGACGGGAAGCACCAGCACGAACCCGUUUUGUGGCGUGCCUGUUUUCGCUCAACUUGUAAAAGCGUUUGGGAUCUCGUGCAGUCGAGGUCGGACCACUGGAUCGAGCAAGCCAUCGGGGGGGCCGUUCAGAGUGGACGGGUUUGAGCGCACGGCGUUCCACAGCUGGUUUGGGCUGCUGCUGGCCGUGCAGCGACAGCCCGUGGUGGUGCAUGUGCAGGCCACCGUCCCCUCUUUCCUUAACCACGAUGGGCUAUCCAAGUACGAUGACCCCUCGUGCUUCGCGUACAACCUGAACCACGUGGUGCUGCUGGUGGGCUAUCGCCUCACCGGCUCAGACCCCACCUUCCCGCACAUGGCGCCGCCCUUCUGGAUCAUCCGCAACUCAUGGGGCCCGGAGUGGGGCGAUGGCGGGCACAUGCGUAUGGACAUCCAGGGGGGCGACGGCGUGUGUGGGAUCAACACGCUGCCUGGGAUCUACCCGGUGGUGCGCGCUGCCAAGGACCCCUGCAAUGUCAACGGGACGAGCAGGGAGGAGUUUGGGUCGCUGUUCAACCCGUGUGGCAACUUCACGUGCACUGUUGAUGGAAGCAGCAACCGCUGCGAUUGCAACGACCCUCGAUUCGUGGAGGCUCGCAAUCCCGACAGCACGCGCACCUGUGCUUACAAGGACGCAUGCAGAGCAGCGGUGCGCAAUCCGUGUGCGGUGGGCACGUGUGUGAAUGAUGGCAAGGGGUCGUACUCGUGUGUGUGCCCUCCGGGCUUCAGGCAGGGCACCACGGUUGAUGGCACCUUCUCCUGUGCUCCUGGUGAUUCAAGCAGCAAGUACAUGGUGGUGUUGGAGGGGCUCACGUGUGCAGACAUCCACCCCGUCUACGACCUCACUCUCGCUCAGCUGCAAGCCCAGAACCAGGGUCUGAGCUGCAGCGCUCCUCUUUUUGUCGGCACGGUGGUGAACGUGGUCCAGCCAGAUGACCUCACGCCCUGCUCCGUCUACUACACCACGUCAGAGGGAGACACAUGCGAGUCUCUAGCCUCCUACUUCUCCCUCACGGCUGGCUGCCCUUAUCCUACCCAGCCCUGCGCCGAGGCCUUCCAGGCGCUCAACCCGGGGCUGGACUGCUCCAGCAGCAGCGGGGAGCUGGUGGGCAGCCAGGCGGUGUGUGUGGAGCGGCGGGCGGAGAGUGCAGCGGCGCUGCUCAUCCCGGUGUGCUCGCAGUUCUAUCUGGUGCAGGCCGGGGAGACGUGCGACCAGAUCCGCUCCGUGCCCUCCCCGCCGCUCUCCCCUCUCGAGUUCUUCCGCCUCAACCCCGGCAUCAAGUGCAGCCGCCUCGUGCCCAAGACUGACGUCGGCAGCCUCACAGGCUUCGAGGUCUCCCUCUGCCUCUGCUCUCCUCUUCCUCCCCACAUUCCUCUGCUUUAUUCUCUCCUCUCCUACAUUCUCUCUUCCCUUUCUUCACACUCUCCCCACUCGUUCGUGCCCUCUCCUCUUGCCUCUCGUUUUCACAAAUCCUGCUGA
Closterium sp. Naga37s-1 is the source of this 5736-nucleotide messenger RNA. NCBI's taxonomy places the organism in Eukaryota, Viridiplantae, Streptophyta, Zygnematophyceae, Desmidiales, Closteriaceae. The record is from the annotation of a GenBank genome assembly.